UUGUUUUGAAACCAACUCACUCAGAUUAACGUUGCAAUGUGCCCUCAGUCCACACGCUCCAGUGCUGCUUGAAUACUCCUCUGGGAGACGUCCAGUAGGUGUUGGAGCGGACCGAGUGCUUACACUGUAGGAUCAUGGGAAAGUAGAAGAAGUUGUAGAUGGAAAAGGCCGACCAUGAGGAGGUUUUUCCAUGUGCAGAGGGAUGAAGACUACAGUCAGAUCCAGUAUCUGACAGCCAAGUGCACGCAUUUGGCUCGAGACAAAGCUGUGUCAGACAGGGAGUUUCUGUUGUCUAGGGAAAGAGAGAAGAAGCUGCAGAAUGACUUCCAAGCUGUGGCUGCUCAACUUUUCCACCUGGAGAAGAGCAACGUGGAGCUCAGGAGGACACAGGACCAGCUUAUUGGCACGAUCCAACAGCAGCAGGAGUUGGUGGAGUGGCUACAGCAGCGUGUGGUUUUCCUGGCGGGGGAGACUGAGCGCGAUGCCGAGCUGCUGCGUCAAGUGUGCUCAGAGCUGCUGUGCCUUCAGAGCUCUGAGGCGCAGCUGGAGGGCCUGGCGGAGGAGCUGCACGCCAAGGCCCUGCUACAGCAGCGCAGGGAGGCCGAGAGCCUCGGGGCGGAGCUGCACCCCGAGGACCACCGUGGCGAAGCGCUGACUGAUGGCCUCCAGGCGGACCUGGAAAUUAAGACUGCAGAGCUGGAUCAGCUUCGAGACGCCAACAAGAAGAUGGCGGCGGAGCUGAUGGAUUUGCGCUUUGCACACGAAGAACAGGUGAGAGCUCUGCGAUGGGAGAAUGACAGCGGUGCGAGGAAGCUCCAGGAAACGCUGGAGCAGUUUGAAUGGCUGUGUCAGCAACAGCGCUACUGGAUGGCGUGCGUCAAGAGCUUCAAAGACUGCUUUAUGGGGGAAAGAGAAAAUCUGCUUCAGCAAGUCCGCACGCUGGAAAGAAAGGCCAAACAAUGGAAGAAGUCAAACGAUCACAGGCGCCGAUCACACUGCCUUCUACAGGACUACGACUGCUCUAACAGGCAGGGAGUCCUAUCAACAGAUACCAAAAACCUCGUUGAGGAUUAAAAGGUCUGCAACCAGGACGUCUCUUCUGCAAAGCACACUGCGGAAUACAGUGGAAGCAGCAAAGAAGAACAAAAACAUUACACUUUGUAGUUCGAGCACAAUUGUUUGGCAGGAAUUAACAUUACCUGUACAGUGAAUAGUUCUAUUUUAUGAGGGUGAAUUAGUGAAUUAUAUUAUUUCUUUUGGGAAAAAAAUGUUUUAUAUCUAUAACAGCAUCUAUUCAUAUAGUUUAAAGACAAUAAUCUGCAUUAACAAAUAACACAAAAUUAUGAACAGUCGCACAUGCCCAUCACGUGUGCCCGAGCCUCUUCACAUGGGUCACAUGCUCCUGUAAACUAUUCUGACCUUGUAAUCAUCUCUGCUAACAAGAGCAGGAAGACACCUGAGAAUGUUAUUGAGUAAGAAAAUCCAUGCCGGGUAGCAGCACCUGGUGCACAGAGAAGGACAUAAACAAAUUGUUGUGGUCCUGAAAGAGCCUCUAAUGAUCCUUCCCCCUGCUGAGAAUUUGUUACGACUUAACUGAUGAUGCCAUCCGUUCAGUUAUCGCUUCCCCUUCUCCACUGGAAUCUUUUGAAGUUGACUUUAAUUAAGGUUUUCUGCCAAGUUGGCCUGACAUUGCAAGCUUUUGUACGCCAGGACACUAAAUUGUCCCCUUCAGCCAGUGAUCAUCGGCGGCGCUAUGGGAAAUUAUCCAGUUCCACCUCAUUUGUGAGAAAAAUAUUAUUUCUUAAUUACAAAUAUAUCGCUGUCUCUAUCUCUAUCUAUGCCAGUGACGUAGAGUGAAAGGCAGAACAAUGAAAUGCUUUUCCAUUUGGUGGCGGAAGGCAUAGUAUACCUGGAUAUUCACCUGUUGCCAUUCAUACAACAGAAUACGUACAGUAAGUCAUGACUUCCUGCGAGUGUAUGAGCUUUGUGUUCAAAAACACAGACUACACAUUUUUACUGAGUAAGUCAAUUUGUGGGUAAAUUGAGAGGCGAUCAUCAUUAUUUUUAUUUGGUGGUGUGCGGUGAGAUUUUUCUUGUGUAAAACGGAUGCCAUGGCUCAAUAAAGGUUGGCAAAUACUGCCUCAAAAGUCAUCUUUAGAGUUUGUUUAUCCAAUUAUCUACCUUCCUAAUUAGUGACCUGCUGUAUAUAGCUAGCUACCUGCUAAUUAGCCCCCUACUUACCUACCUUUCAAGCUAGCUACUUACCUAUCAAGCUAGCUACCUAUCUAGCUAUCAACGUUCCUACGCAUCUACCUACCUAACUUACUUAAUUACCUUACUAACUAACUAACUAACUAACUAACUAACUAACUAACUGUGGAACGUGUGUGGAUUUGUCCCCGCUUUCUGUGAGUCGAGUAAGUAAAACAAAUAAAAUAAAAAAUAAAAAAAUCACUGGAUUCAUUUGGA
This is a messenger RNA of Phyllopteryx taeniolatus (common seadragon), 2469 nucleotides long. RefSeq lists its product as uncharacterized. The transcript has 7 exons. The coding region runs from base 175 to 1074 and encodes 299 amino acids. The record is from RefSeq and is a predicted model, not a curated record. NCBI's taxonomy places the organism in Eukaryota, Metazoa, Chordata, Actinopteri, Syngnathiformes, Syngnathidae.